Aspergillus luchuensis is the source of this 1266-nucleotide messenger RNA. RefSeq names its product mitogen-activated serine/threonine-protein kinase SLT2 (gene mpkA). Gene Ontology annotation, cellular component: cytoplasm; nucleus. Lineage: Eukaryota; Fungi; Ascomycota; Eurotiomycetes; Eurotiales; Aspergillaceae. The record is from RefSeq and is a predicted model, not a curated record. Bases 1 to 1266 code for a protein of 421 amino acids. Gene Ontology annotation, molecular function: ATP binding; MAP kinase activity. Gene Ontology annotation, biological process: intracellular signal transduction; protein phosphorylation. The transcript is spliced from 5 exons.
AUGGCCGACUUGCAGGGUCGCAAGAUCUUCAAGGUCUUCAACCAGGACUUUAUCGUCGAUGAGCGCUACAAUGUCACCAAGGAGCUGGGUCAGGGCGCAUACGGCAUUGUUUGCGCCGCGACAAAUGCUCACACCGGUGAGGGUGUCGCCAUCAAGAAGGUCACCAACGUUUUCAGCAAGAAGAUCCUCGCCAAGCGCGCUUUGAGAGAGAUCAAGCUGCUCCAGCACUUCAGAGGUCACCGCAACAUCACUUGCUUGUAUGACAUGGACAUUCCCCGCCCGGACAACUUCAACGAAACGUACCUGUACGAGGAAUUGAUGGAGUGCGAUUUGGCCGCUAUCAUUCGCUCCGGGCAACCCCUCACCGACGCCCAUUUCCAAUCCUUCAUUUACCAAAUCCUCUGCGGUCUCAAAUACAUCCAUUCGGCCAACGUUCUGCACCGUGAUUUGAAGCCCGGAAACCUUCUCGUCAACGCCGAUUGCGAGCUGAAGAUUUGCGAUUUCGGUUUGGCCCGUGGUUUCUCCAUCGACCCGGAGGAGAAUGCAGGAUACAUGACGGAAUAUGUCGCCACAAGAUGGUACCGUGCGCCGGAAAUCAUGCUGAGCUUCCAGAGCUACACGAAAGCCAUCGAUGUUUGGUCCGUGGGUUGCAUUCUGGCCGAGCUGCUGGGUGGCCGGCCCUUCUUCAAGGGCCGUGACUAUGUCGACCAGCUUAACCAGAUUCUCCACUAUUUGGGUACUCCUAACGAGGAGACUCUGAGCCGCAUCGGCUCACCUCGUGCGCAGGAGUACGUUCGCAACUUGCCGUUCAUGCCCAAGAUCCCCUUCCAGCGCCUGUUCCCCAACGCCAACCCCGAUGCUCUCGACCUGCUCGAUCGCAUGCUUGCGUUCGACCCGACGUCGCGUAUCUCGGUUGAGGAGGCCCUUGAGCAUCCUUACUUGCACAUCUGGCACGACGCCUCGGAUGAGCCCACCUGCCCGACGACCUUUGACUUCCACUUUGAGGUGGUGGAGGACGUGCAGGAGAUGCGCCACAUGAUCUACGACGAGGUAGUGCGCUUCCGGGCUCUGGUCCGGCAGCAGUCGCAGGCGCAGGCCGCCGCGCAGCAGCAGCAGAUUGCCCAGCAGACCAACGUGCCCAUCCCCGACAACCAACAAGGCGGAUGGAAGACGGAGGAACCGAAGCCCCAGGAAGCGCUCGCCGCAGGCGGUGGCCACCACAACGAUCUGGAAUCGUCGCUGCAGCGGGGCAUGGAUGUGCAGUAG